Messenger RNA from Aphanomyces invadans, 774 nucleotides. RefSeq lists its product as hypothetical. Lineage: Eukaryota; Oomycota; Saprolegniomycetes; Saprolegniales; Verrucalvaceae. The transcript is spliced from 2 exons. The record is from RefSeq and is a predicted model, not a curated record. The coding region runs from base 180 to 704 and encodes 174 amino acids. Gene Ontology annotation, biological process: protein homooligomerization.
GCCACCAUCGUCACCACCCGCACCACCACCACGAUCGCGACGGCCACCACCAUGGCCGACAUCACGACUGCCCCCCCCGCCAUCAUCACCACCAUCACCAUUCUCAUCACCACCACGACUACUGCUCGCAUCAUCAAGGCCACCACCAUCAUCAUCCUUGGGGUGCCAUCGGAGACAAAAUGGUGGAACUCAAUGUGGGCGGCACCUCCUUCGUCACAACCACCACCACCCUCAUGGCAUGCGGCCACUCGGUGUUCCAGGGCCUUCUGGACGGACGCUCUUCAGGCCCGAUCUUUGUCGACUGGAGCCCUCGCGCAUUUGCACACGUGCUGAAGGGGUUGCGCACACAAAGCUUUCAUUUCGUGGACAAGCUCGCUGACGCCGACCGCGACGAAGUGUUGGAUGCGCUUGCAUAUUUGAAGCUCGACGUGACGCAGUGCGGAUACACGGCCCCGAACGACGAUGCCAAGGUUGGCGAGCCCAUGGUGUGCCCGUCCAAGCGUCGUGCAACUGAACGCUUCGAAGAAAUGCCCGCAGUUGGGGAUCCUGAAUCCGGCACUCGGUUCUCAACUACUCCGCCUCCAGAUGCCAUCGCCCGCAAGCACAAAGCCCGUGCGCGUCUUGAAGAGGCUGUUCGUUUGGAGAAGCAGGCUCGCAAGUUGCGUAAGAAGGCUCACAUCAACUACGACGACAACUUGGACUAGAUGUAGAUUACAACGACGUAGGCCGGAGAGCUGUGCAUAUGUCCUGUUCAUGAAUGAUGUCUCUUCCGUU